Clarias gariepinus (North African catfish) is the source of this 4465-nucleotide messenger RNA. It is a transcript of the gene hap1, whose product is annotated as huntingtin associated protein 1. The record is from RefSeq and is a predicted model, not a curated record. The coding region runs from base 156 to 2363 and encodes 735 amino acids. Lineage: Eukaryota; Metazoa; Chordata; Actinopteri; Siluriformes; Clariidae. Gene Ontology annotation, cellular component: dendrite. The transcript has 14 exons. Gene Ontology annotation, molecular function: signaling receptor binding. Gene Ontology annotation, biological process: anterograde axonal transport of mitochondrion; neurogenesis; neurotrophin TRK receptor signaling pathway.
GAGACAAUGUGUUUGGCUAGUGCAAGGAAAUAGUAUAGGAAUUCAACCGGACUGUCACGUGCUACUGAGAGACAGAGAGCGCAGAGGUCCAGCCAGUUGGUAAAGAUUAAUAAGAAGAAGAAAAAAGGCACAAGGCAGCGACUAGCGAGAUAAACAUGGAGGUUUGGAGCAGCUCGGGCACAGAGGAGAGCGAGAGAGAGAGUACCAUCAGUCAGGAUGAGGAAGAUGAGGAGGAACAGGAGCACAAAAAUCUUUUAAGCGAGCUGGAGAAAGUGCUGUGCUCAGAGCGGGUUGGCCAGGUUACAAAGACAUACCAUGAUAUUGAGGCGGUCACACAUCUUCUAGAAGAGAAAGAACGUGAUCUGGAGCUAGCAGCUCGAAUUGGCCAGUCACUGCUGAAACAGAACAAGGCCCUAACAGAACGUAAUGAGCUGCUGGACGAACAGCUGGAGGUCGCUAAAGAGGAGAUUGCUCAGCUGCGUCAUGAGCUCUCCAUGCGAGAUGAUCUCCUGCAGCUGUACGCCGGUCCCGAGGAGAUAGAAGUUGCUGCACAAUCAAGCACACCGAUCAGACGAAACGAGUCGAACUCUUCUCUUAGCAACUACGUCCACUAUGAUUUCCUGCAGAAGAAGCUCAAGAGCCUGGAGGAAGAAAACCUCAAACUGCGUGCCACGGCUGAUGACUUAACAUCAGAAACCAGCAUCUAUGAAGAGCAGGAGCAGCAGCUGAUGAUGGUGUGUGUUGAAGAGCUCUCAUCAGCGAAUAAGCAGGUGGUGGCGCUGUCAGAGGAGCUGGCUCGUAAAGUGGAGGACUCUUUCCGACAGCAGGAGGAGAUUAGCUCUUUGCUGGGUCAAGUGGUCGACCUGCAGCAGCGCUGUAAAGUGCUCAUCAGAGAGAAUGAGGAACUCACUCAGCACCUAAACACUUCACGGGAAAGCCAGUCACAGCUUAAAACAGAGCUGAAGGAACUGCAAGAGAGGUACGCAGAGUGUAAAGACAUGCUCCAGGAAGCCAGAGAGGACAUCAAGAACCUGCGCAAUAAGAGUCUGCCCAACAGCACGGUGCAGCGGUACAGCUCGCUGGCUGCGGUGCUCCCCAUGGACUCAAUCGCUGCUGAAAUUGAAGGAACCUUCCGCAAGGGCCUGGACAGUCCUGCUCCAUCAGAGUACAAGACCCAUCCAUGGCGUGUGUUCGAGACAGUGAAAGUGGCCAAUCAAGCUGCACGACUGCGCUCUCGGUGUCUCUCACCGCAGGUCAGUGGUUCUAGUCCUGCCUCCUUGCUGUCCAGUCGAAACAGCACACCACGCACUAGCUACUACGGGUCUGACUCCAUCAGCCUCAACCUGGAGGACAAACCCCACUCCUCAACACCGUUACAGGAACAGAGCUUCGUAGAAUCAAAGCGUCUGGGUCAGCCGGGCAUGCCAGGUGGUCAAGAUCUGGAGAAAGCUCUACGUUCCCUCUCUGCACGCCAGGAGAGCCAUUCUUCUGAUCGUCCCUUCUUUGAUGUGGAACGUGAGAGGAAGCUCAGGGCCCUUGGAGGCAGCAGUGCAGAAGGCUCCAGUGGUUUCCUUACACCCAAUGACAGCUUGGGAUCCACGGGAACCAACUAUUCAGGAAGCUCACAGCAUUCAUCCGGGUCAUCCAGCUCCCGCUCCUACCUGCCUGAACGCUUGCAGAUAGUCAAACCACUGGAGGGUUCAGUCACGCUGCACCACUGGCAGCAGCUGGCGAAACCCAACCUUGGGGGCAUUCUUUAUCUACGGCCAGGCAUCCUCACCAAAGACUUCAGGGAACUGGAUGUGGAUGUUCAGCAUGUUUAUAGCCUCAAUGACCUUGAGGAGGAUGAGCCCAACUGGUCCAAACUCCCUAACCCUAUUCACAUCCCUAUUGUCUCUUCAUCUGGAUCCAACUUCCCCAACACCUGUCCCACCCACACCAUCACCAACACUCAGAUCCUCCAUCCCUCUGUCCUGCUCUCCUCCUUUUCCACUAGCUUUCAGUCUCAUAACCUGUCCACCACUGGGAGCAGUGAGCCUGUAAGUCAUCAGCAUGGUGCCUUCCAUAGACCUGCCAUGAAUACGUCACACACCUUAGGACUUCUUCAGCUUCUUAAAGAGCGAGGUAUCUCUGCUUUAACACAACCCAGCUUGCCUCCCAGGAUCAGACCUUCUACCAGCACUUUAACAGCAGAGACAAACCAGGGACACAGAGGAGCGAAACAGCUGAGGAGGAACAUUUUUAGCUUCAACCUGGUUGAAAAGCUUCAGAGUCUUGGUCUUUAUAAAGUGGUAGCCAGAGGAUACCUAGACUCAGGGAAGACACAAGGAAAUCCACACAAUGCUUCAACAACAAAAUACUGAACACCGGCUUGCAGCAGAGCUACUGUUCUUCCAUUUUGUAUUCAGCAGAUUGAACUUCUUAUCAAGUGUCACGUUUAUAAUUGAACAUUUAAAAGCCAUAUACAUGUGGAGUGGUCCUUGUAGUAGUGAGAUCUCAUAUUGGUUGUAAAUAAAUAGGAUACCUUGCUAGCAAGAUGGUAGACAUUAUAACAGUCUGAGGUACAUAAUGUACUGUAGCUUCUGUAUUUAUUUUGCUAUCUUAUGUGUUCUGAACACGUAUCUUAAUCGGAUGAACUGUUCUUUCAGUUUGCUUUAAGAACUAGUCAUGUUUUAUUUUAUUUUAUUAUAUGGCAGUCAGCAUAUAAUUCUGCUUCACCCUUUGUCUUGACAUAUGCGAGCACUAUAUAUUAUUUAUAUAUUUAAAGACCAGUGACCUCUCAUUUGUCUGAGUACUGGAUGACCUGUGACUCUUCAUGGGUUAGUAAUUAGUUGUUUUUAUGAAUGCGCACAUUUGUACUAUUAGAAAUACUACAUGACCUGAGCAUAUUGUUCAGCAUGUCUAGUUGGACGCAAUAUUCUAAGAUUAAUUCUUUUGGAAUAUAUUUAAAUGUCCCAAAAUGCACUGGGGCUUAGUUGGGAAUAUCCACAAGCAUGAUGCUGUAUACUGUAUGCUGUAUAAUAGUCAUAGGCCGACUGUUAAAGCUGUUAUAUAGCAUUUUUUAGAGACUUGUACUUGUGCCGUUUCUGAACACAUGAACACACACUGGCUAUUUAGAACUUUUAAACAUUUUCAAGUGCAGAUUUGUGAUAAUAAGAGAUCGAAGGAGAGUUUAAUUACUUUCACCCAUAGAUGUCUUACUUUCAGUAUUAUUCCUUGGAAACACCAAACCGGUUAUAGCAGGUCUUUUAAAAUAGCUUCUGACAUGUUUCUGUAGAAAAUUUCAUAGGAAACAUCAGAACAACAGAAAAUAUUUACUGUAGCUGUUACUGACAGUGAGCCAGGUGUUGUAAGAACUGUUUGUUUUUUUAUUUUUUAUUAUUUGGAAUUAUCUAAUAAUAUUUCUGAAUCAUAACCACUGGACACAUUUUAAACUUGCCCAAGAUACUAUUACAAUAUCAGCAAGGCUCCUUUGUUAAGGUGGUUUAACCUAUCAUCAAUUACAUCACGAUCGUGUUUUGUUCUUUGUGCCUUACACUUUGCAUUAACAUGUGUUUUCAACAGUUCAGAUGCAAUAUCAAGAUACACAUUUUAAUGUAAGUUUCUGUAGAAGUAACUGUAAGUAAUGUAGCUGAGGACCUGGACAGCUUUAUUACAUUUAAACUUGAAUAAAACUUUGGCCAUUAUAGCUAUCAUGUUGAUACAUACUGUAAGAAACCUACUGUAUUUAUCUUCCUAAAAACAUUUCCUUUGGCAAUAAGUACCAUGUGUACAUAUGUAUAUAUUAUGCACAGCCAAUCAUCCAAAAAAAAAAAAAAAUCUGAUUUAGGUUUGUAACUUUGAUAUGGAAGAAUUGCGAGUGACGCUUGAGCCCUACACUACUGCAGAAAUGGUAGAAAUAGUAAUUGCACUAUAAUUACACUUUGCAUUUCAUUUGUAGCAUAGGAAACUUUGGUAAAUAAAUAACAAAAAAUGUACAUAAUCACUGAAUGUACUGUAGACUUUUUGAUUACGAAUGUGUCGCACCUAAAGAUUGUAUCUUUGUGUUAUUUCUUUUGUAAAUGUAUGUACAAUGCCAUUAGUUUGCACCCAUGAUUACUGUUAUAAAAUGUAAUUGAAAUAAUAGCUGUGCACAGCUCAUUAUGUAAAUGAGUGUUGCAGUGUUCCAAUAAAAACAAGAAUUUGGCAUAAUAAUUAGUAGAUCUUUAAAAAAAAUUUUUUUUUUAUUUAAUUUUAAAGGUUACAGUUAUUUAUGUAUUACAUUCAGUAAUUAGAAAAUAAUUUGCAGUUAAUAAAUAAGGAAUGGGCUCAAUCAUUGUAGUCCAAGUAAGGAAUAAUAGGUUAGACCAUGCUGUAGGGCUACACUUAAAUGACGCUUGUGGGGAAUUGGGAGGCCAUCUAGCAUUAUUUUUGUAUAAUAGUUUCUCUGUCAUGCAUUUUCCUCAUGUACAUUUGUAUUUUUAUU